Molecule: messenger RNA, 3233 nt
Organism: Aspergillus calidoustus
Lineage: Eukaryota; Fungi; Ascomycota; Eurotiomycetes; Eurotiales; Aspergillaceae
Source: the annotation of a GenBank genome assembly
GCUUGAUGUUAGCAGGAUUGGACGACGCCUCUUGACGGUUAGGAAACCGGGGGAACUGGGUGCACACACAACAGUCAUAACACGGUGAUAAGACGAUUUGUGUUAUAGCUGGACCGAACAGGAUGGUGGUAAAGAGAUCGAAGUGUCAAUGGCUAAUACAGAAACGAGACUGUGGCAUACGCUUGUAAACGUACGCCACAGGACACACUUGAGCCUGCAAAGCAAGGACGAGAGCACGAGGAGUAAGAAAAGAAGACGACGACCAGAAGAAAAAAGGUCAAGUCCUUUAUAAUCCUGCGAGAGAGAACUUCGAAGGCUGGGGAAACUGCAAAAUCAAUUCCCUGAUCGAGAUGCAGGAGCUGCGUUUGUGCAACAAGGGCUGGGGCUGGCUUAAGCGAUGACUGUUUGUGGGUCAAAGAGGACUGGAAUUCACGGCUGCAUGAGUAUGUACAGGUUCACUGGGUUUCAAGGACAAGAGAGACACGGGCUACGUAAGAUUUGACUCAAAUUGAGCCAGGUUCGCCUGCAAAGGAAAGGGCAAGUUCCAUUCAGACGGCUGGCGAAGAGCAAUGUCAACUAGGAUUUUCCGCAUUAGUCCCCUUAUUCGGUGUCCAACAUGCGGGUUUAACCAAGAAUGUCAAGAUAUUAUCCUUCUAAAGUCACUGGUCCCAGUUCCUUGCUGCGGUGUUGAGCUCAGUGUUGUGCUGGUCCGUGCGUCUGCUCUUGUGCGGGGCGGGAGUGAAGUCAGGCAAACAAAACCUCCUGCACUGCCCUCGGAGACGGGUAGGCACGGUGCCGAUGGGAAGCAUUCGAGUCAUUUCUCUCCCUCUCCCUCUCGAGAGGGGAAAAGGGAAUCGCUGCUCAUGGCGUCAUGAGCUGGUCCCAGUCUGAUUCUUCCGCUGCUGUUCUUCAUAUUGAGCAGUGUAGUAACCGGCAUAUCAGCAAGUUCCUCGCAAACGAACAAAGUCCAGCCUACCUUGCGGGAAAACGGGAUGCGGCAUCCCACCCGCUUGAGCAGCCCAGGCCGCCGUACUUCCGUCUUUCCUUGGUUGAUCAAGUCGUUGCGUAGACCCGCUUGUCGUUGCCGCCUGCACCAAGUUAGACUCAGUAUUCAAUUUGAGAAGCGUCCAGGAGGGCAUGGCUGCAUACCUCUGGUACUUGCGCAGCCGUCGCCGGUUCCGCGUCAGCCAUGUCGUCGUCGUUCUCGACAUCGACUCGCGUCCACGACCCGGCGCCUCCAAUCGCGGCCGCAGCCUCAGCUUCAGCUUGAUCCGCAGCUUCCGCUUCUCUCAGGACAUCCUCGACGUUUUCGCCCUUGGCGUGGAUGCUAUGGUAGAGCUGGACAUCACGGUCAGCGAAAGUCAAGUCACGUGCCAGGAGUACAGAGCCAGCUGCCUUACCCUGUAUUCCUCAACGGCCUCAUCCCAGCUCUGAACGAGAGCGGAGUCGUCCCAGAUUUCUUCCUGUGUCAGUGGCUGGCCGGCGCCUUUAUUCUUUCCCAUGGCAUCCGCAGAUAUCGAUUUCGUAGACUUUUUAUGGUAGAGCUGGUGUUAUGGUUUGACCACGCGCCGACGGCCGAAGGACGGAAGGCGGGAGAUUGCUCACCGCUUGACGAUUCUGCGGACCAAAAAUAAUUUUCAACAAAAAAAGUUCCCGCGUCUCGAGAUUCAUUCAUCCCAUCUGCAAAUUCAAAAUGGCCCCGGAUAAGAAGGAUAAGAAGCGCAAGGCCGCUGCCGCCGCCGCGACCGUCGACUCGCCCGCGAAGAAAACCAAAAAGGUCGAAGCCAAAGCCGCCGCCGCUGAGCCCCCGAAGGAAACGACCAAGCCCAUUCUGAAGAAGAACAAGGUCAAUGGCGCCGCCGCUGAAGCCAAGCCGGCCUCAAAAACCAAGGCCAACAGCGAUGCUCCUCGAUCGAUCAAACCCCGCAAGCGCGCUGCUGAUUUCUUGAGCGACGACGAGAGCGAAGCUGAGGUUGAGGUUUCCAAGAAGAAGGCUGAGAAGGAGACCAAGAGCAAGCCCACCACCAAGAAAUCUAAGCAGGAAGAUGGGACCGCUGCGCCGGUUAAGGAGAAGGCUGCCAAGAAGGCGAAGAAGCUUGAGAUCGUGCCUAGUGAUUCCGAGGAUGAGGGCGUCUCAUUGAACGCUGCGGAGAGCGAGGAUGAGGAGGAUGACCAGACUACUGCCCUCAUCCGGGGCUUCGAGAGCAGCGGUGACGAAGACGAGUCGGCGGAUGAGGCCAUCGAUCCCGAUGCUCCGGUCCCUAAGAUCCCCGACUCGAAGAAGGCCAAGCGGAAGAUUCUCAAGCUGCAAAAGCAAAACAAGUCAGAGGCGCCGGGACAGCCAGGUGCUGUCUACGUUGGCCGCAUCCCCCACGGUUUCUACGAACACCAAAUGCGCUCAUACUUUGCUCAAUUCGGCGAGAUCACACGCCUCCGUCUCUCCCGCAACCGCCUCACUGGUCGCUCAAAGCACUACGCUUUCAUUGAGUUCGCCUCGGAGUCCGUCGCCAAGAUCGUCGCCGCAACCAUGGACAACUACCUGAUGUACGGACACAUCCUCAAGGUGAAAUUCAUCCCAUCGGAGCAACUGCACCCGGAGCUGUGGAAGGGCGCAAACCGCCGCUUUAAGCGCACGCCGUGGAACAAGAUUGAGCAGAAGCGUCUAAAUAAGGGCAAGAGCCGCGAGAACUGGACGAAGAGCAUUGAGCAGGAGCAGAAGAGGAGACUUGCCAAGGCGGAGAAGCUCAAGGAGCUCGGGUAUGAGUUUGAGUUGCCGCAGUUGAAGAGUGUGGAUGAGGUUCCCGUGCAGGAGAAGGUUAUUGAGGGUGAAGAGAAGAAGGCUGUUGAGGGUGGAGAGGAGACGAAGGCUAUUGAGGAGCCUGCUGCUGCUCCUGUGGAAGCUGAGAGGGCCGAGGAUACCCCGAAGAAGGCGAAGAAGGCCAAGAAGGAGAAGAAGACAGCAGAGGCUGCUGUCGAGUCGCCAAAGGUGGAGAAGGCCGUCGCCUCGCCUGCGAGCAAGACGAAGAAGAAGUCCAAGAAGGCCGGCAAGGCAUAGUGUGUUUAUUGUUUGUAUGUAUGGCAAAAUUCCAGGGUCAAUUCAUCGGAGUUCGGAUUUCACAAAUUCCAGAUACAUGAAUCAAGCUCUCGCAAGGUGUAGAUAUGGGUAUACGAGCGCUCUGUUAUUCAUUGCUUGGCCUUGAUACUCGAACUCCUUUCUUGAAACAACUCUUAGC